CCAAAAGCCUCUCGCCCCUCCCACCCCUGAUCGAGAGAAAGAGACUGGAAAACUAAAAAUCUACACUUUCUCUGCUAUGUUUUUUAAAAACAAGCAAAGACUGGUGCAAUGCUUCUGUGUAAACGCUCACUAAAACAUAGAGCAACACAGGCCUUCAAGUGCUGUCAUCAUGUCAGAAACAGAGGAAAAAGGAGGGCCACCUGCUGAGGUCAAUGCAGGGGACAGUGCUCUGGGACCCGUGCCCAGUACCACUCAGCAGCAGCAGCAGCAGGGUGGCAUGUCUGUGACUUCUCCUGUGGCCCUUCCUGCCACCACUGUCACCGAGGACGAAGAUGAGAGUGAAGACGAGUCCUAUAUCCUGGAGGAGAGUCCCUGUGGCCGCUGGCAGAAACGCAAAGAGGAGGUGAAUCAGCGUAAUGUUCCUGGAAUAGAUGCUGCUUAUUUGGCCAUGGACACAGAGGAGGGGGUUGAAGUGGUUUGGAAUGAAGUCAUGUUUUCAGAAAGGAAAAACUUCAAAAUUUUGGAGGAGAAGGUGAAAGCGGUGUUUGAUAACCUGAUCCAUUUGGAACAUGCAAACAUUGUCAAGUUUCACAAGUACUGGGCUGACACAAAGGAGAACAGAGCUAGGGUAAUUUUCAUCACUGAAUAUAUGUCUUCUGGGAGUUUGAAGCAGUUUUUAAAGAAAACAAAAAAGAAUCAUAAGACCAUGAAUGAAAAGGCUUGGAAGCGAUGGUGCACUCAGAUUCUGUCUGCUCUUUGUUAUCUCCAUUCCUGUGACCCUCCCAUCAUCCAUGGCAACCUCACGUGCGAUACUAUCUUUAUCCAGCACAACGGGCUCAUUAAGAUUGGAUCAGUUGCCCCAGAUACCAUUAACAACAAUGUGAAAACCUGUUAUGAGGAAAAGAAAAACCUGCACUUCUUUGCACCAGAAUAUGGAGCUGUAGAUGAUGUCUCUACCGCAGUGGACAUUUAUUCUUUUGGCAUGUGUGCCUUAGAGAUGGCCCUGUUGGAGAUUCAGGGAAAUGGAGACUCCUCAUAUGUGUCUCAGGAGGCUAUUAAUAAUGCUAUACAGUUACUAGAGGACCCAUUACAGAGAGAGCUAAUUCAAAAGUGCCUUGAGUGUGACCCGACCACACGACCUACAGCCAAAGAACUACUUUUUAAUCAGGCCCUGUUUGAAGUGCCUCUGCUGAAGUUGUUGGCCGCACAUUGCAUUGUUAGUCACCAACAUGUCAUCCCAGAAAAUGCUCUGCAGGAGCUUACUAAGAACCUGGAUCCAAACCUUGUGAUUGCGGAGACAAAAGAGGAUGUACAGCUAAAGUUUUCACAAUUCCCUGCACUGGAGCUUGAUAAGUUUCUUGAAGAUGUGAGGAAUGGGAUCUAUCCGAUGAUUGCAUUUGGUCUGCCAUGCCCUCAGCAGCCUCAGAAAGAGACCAUCAAAUCUCCAGUCAUCAUUCCUUUGGUCAAAUCACCGACUCCUGAACCUACAGAGCUUGAGAUGAGACGGGUUAUUCAGAUGCAGUGUAAUAUUGAACCAAACGAAGAUGGAGGAAAGUAUCAUCUAACAUUGCUGCUGAAAUUUGAAGACAAACUUAAUAGACAUCUAAGCUGUGACAUGUUACCUCAUGAGGGUGUUGGAGAGUUGACGCUGGAGCUGGUGCAACUGGGCUUCAUCAGUGAGAUGGACCAAAGUAAAGUAGCAUCUCUUCUUGAAGAAACACUGUCUCAAGCUCCUCACUGAAAACUCUUUUGGUCCAGUUAUAUUUAUUUUGUAUAUACUUUUCCACCAGUUUUUUAUCCUUUGGUGCUGUGACCAAAACGUGUUCUCAUUGGCCAUAAAGAAUGUAGCUCCCUCUAGCACAACUUUACUAAAACUGACAAUAUGUCCAUUAGUUCAUGUACAAUCUACCAAAAAUGUGAAUACUGCAUUUUAUUUCAAACUACCAUUUUAAAUUCCCCACAAAAUAAAAAAGGAACAACUUCCAACUGAUUAUUUGCACAGUAGUAGCUGACAUAUUUUGGUCAGCUGCGUUGUAUGCUAUUGAAAUGUUGCCUACAUUGAAAAUUUUAAAAAUUAAAAUUAAUGAUUUUUAAUAGCGAGGAGUGAAUGUUAAAAAAUUGAUGGUUUCUUUAAAAUACUGUGAAUCCAUUUUUACGUAACGCUUAGGUUUUUUUUUUAUAGUUUCCUAUAGCUCCGGCUGGUUUUAUACCAUUUUAAUGCUCCAUAAUGCUGCCUCAUGUGACUCUAUGAGCUUUUCCCAUUAACUUGUUAAAACUGGACAUAGAUGUUUGUGCAUGUUAUAUUUUCACUUUGUUUACAGGCUCCACAGUCAAUGUAUUCCUCAGAUGCAAUUUUGUAUUGGUACUUAACAGGGUGGCAGCAUUUUUCUUUCUUUUUAUGUUUUAUAUCUUCACUUGUUAUGAGCUGGAAAAUUCUCUGUAGCACAAUAUUUUUCCUUUGAGAUGGCGUCUUCUAUUUUCUGAUCUUCCAGACUUGAUCCAUGUAUUAUUUCUUUUUAUUUGCCAGUUGUGAGUGGUACUGUAAUGUGCCUUUUCUUUUAUUUGGGGAGAAGGUGAGAUUGUGAAACCCAAAGACACUCCUUUGAAACCAGUUUGUUGAUUUGAGGGAUAUCUGUUACUUUAUUUUCUGUUACAAUUUCUUUCCUAAUCUUAAAGAUCUUAAAGGAUAAGCGGAGUAUGGCACUUGGUAAAAAGUAUCUUUUUUUUUAUCUUCCCUGUUAUUUAUGACAUGAAUGUCAGUACUUGACUGUAUAUUGGGUACUUUCAGACAGUCAGCUAUAACUGCUCUUACAAAUAAAAGUGUGAAACUGAA
Messenger RNA from Boleophthalmus pectinirostris (great blue-spotted mudskipper), 2833 nucleotides. Its product is annotated as nuclear receptor-binding protein-like. Lineage: Eukaryota; Metazoa; Chordata; Actinopteri; Gobiiformes; Gobiidae. The coding region runs from base 170 to 1741 and encodes 523 amino acids. The record is from RefSeq and is a predicted model, not a curated record. Gene Ontology annotation, molecular function: protein kinase activity; ATP binding. Gene Ontology annotation, biological process: endoplasmic reticulum to Golgi vesicle-mediated transport; intracellular signal transduction; protein phosphorylation. Gene Ontology annotation, cellular component: cytoplasm; endomembrane system. The transcript has 18 exons.